Adineta steineri is the source of this 627-nucleotide messenger RNA. Lineage: Eukaryota; Metazoa; Rotifera; Eurotatoria; Adinetida; Adinetidae. The record is from the annotation of a GenBank genome assembly.
AUGCCCUUUCUUUCUGACAUACAAGCCGGUUCUCAAUUAAAACUUCGACCAACAACAACACGUGUGACAAACUCAUUAGGUCAAACCUAUCACGAAUGCAAAUCUGAUGAUGGAAUAUUUGAAAUACGUGACAGAACAAACGAUUCAAACGGUACAUUUAUGGUAAUAGAUAAUUCACCCGAUGAAAAACUUCAUCAUGUCAUUGAUGGUCUUUAUAUUGGAUCGCAAGAUGCAGCAUCUAAUCUACCAUGUCUUAAUGAAUGUAAAAUUACACAUAUACUUAAUGUAGCAACUGGCAUUCAAAAUGCAUUUCCUCAACAAUACAAUUAUUUAAAUAUUGAAUUGUUAGAUGUUCCUGAAACAAAUAUUUCGAAAGUAUUUACACAAAGCAAUCAGUUUAUCGAGCAAGCACUGGCCGAUAAUGGCUGUGUAUUAGUUCAUUGUAAUGCUGGUAUUUCACGUAGUUCUAGUAUUGUCUUAGCUUAUUUAAUAGGAAUACAUCGAAUGCAAUAUGAAGAGGCAUAUCAAUUAUUGAAAAAAGCACGUGUAAAUAUCAGACCAAACGAUGGAUUUGUACGACAACUGAAUGAAUAUGCAGCUGAAAUCGAACAGAGAUAUCAUUCAUAA